Messenger RNA from Mangifera indica (mango), 3333 nucleotides. RefSeq lists its product as uncharacterized. Lineage: Eukaryota; Viridiplantae; Streptophyta; Magnoliopsida; Sapindales; Anacardiaceae. Gene Ontology annotation, biological process: recombinational repair; signal transduction. The record is from RefSeq and is a predicted model, not a curated record. The transcript has a single exon. Bases 252 to 3221 code for a protein of 989 amino acids. Gene Ontology annotation, molecular function: ADP binding; ATP hydrolysis activity.
CUCCAUCCUCUCACUUAAUUGAAUGUGUCAGCAAAUUUUGAAGCAAAUAAAGCUCUGGUUUUAUGCUUCUCCUCAUCCAAAAAUGGUUUCUUUCGAAGACUUGAGAUGCAUAUGCUUAAAGGGCCUUUAUAUCAACUUCCAGACUGUGAUAACAUUCAAUGUACAAGAAGAUAAAUAAGUCAAGCUUUCUUUGAUGAAGUGAGAUCUACUGCAUACUUUGAAAGUUUUUAACUGUGCGGUGAAUUUCAUUCAUGUUCAUGGCUGAAGAAGAAUCACUACCUGCUAAUGCUCACCUUCCUCAACAAACCCCAUGCGGCCUCACUAUCAAGACUUCAACUUCUUGUUGUAAGCCAGGUGAAGCCACUACUUUGACUCCCAUACCUUCACAUUUGCGUUCACCAAAUUUGAAAAGCUCAAUUGAAUCAUCUCCAUACAACUCUCCUCUUGUUUCACCACCAUCAUCAGCAUUUGUUUCAGCUUUACAGUCACCAUACAUUUCACCAAGAGCCAUAACUCCCAAAACCCAGGAAAACCCAACUCCAGUUUCACAUCUUUCACCGCCAAUCUCAGUCUCAUACCGUGGUUCACAAUCUGAUGACAUUCCAAGCAGCUCAUACACACCUCCAUCAGACCAAUAUGAGUACUCUGAUGACCCUGCUGAUCCAAAGCUCAAGUUUAUGACUUGUGUGCCCAUCCCAGAUCCCGCUCCUCCAAGGGUAUCAUUUUCUUUUCAAGUUCCAAGAAUUUCUUUUGCAGAAGGUUCAGUUUCUCCUGCUUCUAAUGCUAAACUUAGGAGAUGUGAUGUUUUUAUUGGUUUUCAUGGACAAAAUCCUAAUUUGGUGAGGUUCUGCAAGUGGCUCAAGUCAGAGCUUGAGCUUCAGGGAAUUGCUUGUUUUGUUGCUGAUAGAUUUAAGUACUCGAAUAGUCAGAGCCAUGAGACUGCUGACAGGAUUAUUUGUUCAGUAACUUACGGUGUGGUGGUUGUCACCAACAAUAGCUUUCUUAAUCAAUGGAGUUUGAAGGAGAUAAGAUUCUUUGCUCAAAAGAAGAACUUGAUUCCACUUUUCUUUGAAACUGGGCCUUCUGACAUCAUGGGUUUACUCACCUGCAAUUCUAUCGAUAAAGAAUGCAAAGAUGCAAUUGACGGACUAAUGAAGUCUCAUGAGUUCAAGUUGGAAGCCAAUGAGUGUAAUUGGAGAAGUUGUGUAGCGAAAGCUGCUGGCAUAUUGAGAGCAAAACUUGGAAGGAAGAGCAUUGCUGAAAGUGAUUUAGGAGGAUUUGAGGAGCUAGCAUUUGCAAGAAACAGAAGUUUUGUUGGAAGAGAGAAGGAGAUAAUGGAGAUUGAAACUGCCUUUUUUGGAUGUGGGGAUUCUCUUGAGCAAGAUUAUGCUAUGCCAAUCAUCAAAGGAGAAGCAAGUGGGCAAUCUGAAGGCCUUGCUGAUGAAGAAAGUGAUACGGUUAGCUCUAUAGGGGGUAGGUUUAUCAAUUUGGAGUUGGGGAAGUGCAAAGAACCAAAACUUGAAGCUUGGAUUGAGCCAAUUCCAGCAAGAAAUUCAUUGAAGAAAUUGAAGUACAAGAAGUCUAGAAGUGGAAACUACAAAAGCUUAAGCAGCAAUGUGAUAUGCAUAAAUGGGGUUCCUGGCACUGGCAAAACUGAGCUAGCGCUUGAAUUUGCAUACAGAUAUUCUCAAAGAUACAAGAUGGUUUUGUGGGUUGGUGGUGAAGCUCGAUACUUCAGGCAAAACAUAUUGAACCUAUCACUCAAUUUGGGGUUAGAUGUGAGUGCUGAUGCAGAGAAAGAAAGAGGUAGGAUUCGAAGCUUUGACGAGCAAGAAUUUGAUGCAUUCAAGAGAGUUAAACGGGAGCUCUUUCACGACAUGCCUUAUCUACUGAUCAUUGAUAAUCUUGAAACAGAGAAAGAAUGGUGGGAAGGGAAAGAUCUACAUGACUUGAUACCGAGGAACACGAGAGGGUCUCAUGUGAUUAUCACUACUAGGCUAUCCAAGGUGAUGAAUUUUGAUGUAAUGCAGCUUCCUCCAUUGUCCUUGCCUGAUGCAAUGGUUUUAAUGAGGGGGAAAAGGAAGAAAGACUAUCCAGUCGAGGAGUUAGAGUUCCUCCAAAAAUUUGAUCAGAAAUUGGGACGGUUGAGCUUUGGUUUAUGGGUGGUUGGUUCACUACUUUCUGAACUUGGAAUCUCUCCAUCAGAACUCUUUGAAGCCGUCAGCCAAGUUCCAAUUGAAGAAUGUUCUCCUCCUCACAUGAAUAUUGAUGAGGAACUGUAUUGCAAAAACAAUCCUUUUCUAAUGAAGGUUUUAUGCUUUUGCUUCUCCAUCUUACAACAAAUCAAUGGGAGAAGGAAUUUUCUUGCCUCAAGAAUGCUUCUUGUUGGUGCUUGGUUUGCCCCGGCUCCAAUUUCAGUGAAUUUGCUAGGUGCUGCAGCUAAAAACUUGCCUGUCGCUGGAAAGCGGUUUAGAAGAUGGAAAAAAUGCUUGAGAGUCACAUUUGGUUGUUGUGUUGGCUGUGGCUUGGCACCACAGAGUGAAGAAGAAUCAGCCUUUCUUCUAGUCAAGUUAGGCUUGGCACAAAGAGCCAACAGACAACCUGGAUGUUGGAUUCAAUUCCAUCCUAUAACUCAAGUGUUUGCAAAAAUAAAAGAAGGCUUAUUGGCUCCAAAGGCUACAGUUCAAGGCAUAAGGAAAAUAGGUAAUCCAUCAAUGAAUGCAGAUCAUCUCUGGGCAUCUGCAUUCCUUGUUUUCGGAUUUAAAUGCGAACCCCCACUCGUGCAGCUGAAGGCAAUUGACAUGGUUCUGUAUAUCAGAAAGAUAGCUCUUCCUUUAGCAAUCAGAUCCUUCACAACUUUCUCAAGGUGCAGUUCAGCAUUAGAGCUUCUAAAAGUGUGCACAAAUGUGCUGGAGGAAGUAGAGAAGUCAUUCGCAUCUCAAAUACAAGAUUGGUGCUAUGAUUCUCUCUGUUGGAAGAAAAAGGGACAUGACAAUCAAAGGGUGGAUGAGUAUGUGUGGCAAGAUGUGACAUUGCUCAAGGCAACUCUACUUGAGACCAGAGCAAAGUUGCUGCUAAGAGGUGGGCAUUUUGAUAGUGGUGAAGAACUGUGUAGAACCUGUAUCAGUAUUCGAACAGUGAUGCUUGGACAUAACCAUGCUCAAACCUUAGCAGCUCAAGAAACACUAGCAAAAUUAGUGAGAAUGAGAAGUAAGAUGUAACAGUGUUUGUCCAAUCUGUCCCAUACUUAGGGAAGCACAGUUUUGUUAAUGAUGUAAUCAUUUUAACUAGAAAUAUAAUGAUCAAGUUGCUUAUAGUUUGCCUUUCAUGAAA